Molecule: messenger RNA, 2020 nt
Organism: Trichobilharzia regenti
Lineage: Eukaryota; Metazoa; Platyhelminthes; Trematoda; Strigeidida; Schistosomatidae
Source: the annotation of a GenBank genome assembly
CAAUAACGGCCAUUUUCUUCAACCUUAGUGUUUAAAACUAAUUUCUGUGGAUUUAAAACCUGUAUCAACUAAGCACUGUGUGGGGAUAUAUUUUAUAUCAUCUUGGGAAAAUUGAGUGUUAAAUUUUUCCCAUCGUCUACAAUUUCAUCCCUUCUGCAAUUAAUAUCUAUAUAUUACUAAUGAUGUCUACAGGAAAGCAACAUCUAAUUGAUAUUUCUGCAGCAGGUGAAAAUACCUUCCAUUGUCGUCGAAUAUGUCCACGUAUGGGAGUAAACCAGCGACAGUACAGAGAGGCUAAGCAUCUUAAUUUACCAAAUGGCAAUACAUCAGUGAACACUGCUCAAAUCAAAUCCUCUAUCAACAAUACAAUCAAUAAAAGUUGUAUUAAUAAUAAUAAUAAUAGCAACAACAAUAGUCUGCUAGAAAGAUAUCCUAUUCUACGACAUGAACGACAGUCAACUGGAGUAGGGAAUAAUAAUAAUAAUAAUAAUAAUAAAAUAGUCCAAGAGAAAUGUAAACAUUCACGAAGAAGUGGACAAGUAUUACUCACUGGAAUGAUGAAGUCAACAAGGCGGCCAAUUAAAGCUAGACAUUCUUUACAAAAUAAGAAUAUCUCUGAGGCGGCACAAGUGACAAAUACCCUAAAUACUGUAACCAACAACCAAAUCAAUUCAACUACUCAUUUACCUAACUGGAAAAUGGAGGAAUCUAAUAUAAUGAAAGAAUUAAGAUUAUUAGAGAGUGUUUCAUCAAUCGAUUCAUCACCAACUAUCUUACAAUGUCGUCAAAGAGUUGCUAUAUUUACUAAUCCUGAUGUAAGAAGACGAAUUAGUGCAGAUAGUGUAUCGUUAAAUAUAUCAUCCAUUAAUCCAUAUGUGAAUUUUAAAGAUGACACACCAACUCCUGCAAAACGACAAAAUAUUGACCAUACCUUCGAAAUGUUCAAUUCAGAUCUUGGAAACAGGAAUGAUAAUUCCACAGAAUCUCAACCGAAUCUUCUAAAUCUUCUUGGUUAUGAUACCAAUUCAUCGUCAGCAUCACCGACUGUAAAAAAGGGUAAUCUUACUUCAACAAAAUGCAGUCGAUGGAGUAUAGGUACCACGAAACGAUUUUCGAAACGACGAAGUAGUACUGGAAGUCUGUUGUCGUUGACGACGAUGCCGACAGCACCACCACCUACAACACUAACACCAACAACAACGGUACCAUCAUCAGACAAUGAAUGUCAUGAACAUGAACAUGAUGACAUGAACACUAAAAAUUCACAGUCAACUAUAAAAUUGGAAAAUUAUGAUCUAUUCAAGGGAUUAAGACGUUCAGCACGACGUACAUUCAGUAGUCUGUGUAAUGUUGUUCUACGACAUUCAAAUUCAUCAUCAUCAAUAUCGCUCACAACAAGUAAUUCAUCAAAUUUAAAAAAUCGACUAUCUGAUUCAAAUAGUCUUUCAACGCUAUCAAUGACCGGAUUACUCGAACCUCAGAAUGAUAAGGAGAAUGAAGGUGGGGAUGAGUACAUUGAAAAGAUUUCCGCCUCCUCCUCCUGUUCGCCUUCGUCCUCGAAUUCAAAACCUUUAUCCUGUAAACAUAUAACAAUUUCAAGACCCAACCUCCAUGAUUCUUUUGGUUUAUUUGUUAUCAAAUCUGAACAAGGUUAUAUUGUUACACGUCUAUCAGAUCGAUUUAAUCAAGAAGAAAGCUCAAUCAAUAAUCGAAUUUCUAUUGGUGAUGAAAUUGUACAAGUCAAUGGAAUAUCAUGUACCCGCUUGGAUACUAAUCAAUUACAAGAAUUAUUCAGGAAGCAUCAAUCAUUGGAUCUUACAAUCAUGAGUCAAUAAAGAGAAUAAUAAAAAGUCGUCUCCAAGACUACAGAGUCCUGUGUCCAAGUUGAUUAUUACCUCUAACAAUUGAGAAGAGAAAGGCAUUGUCAGCAUGACUGACUGCUUUCGAAAAAAGCUUCUCAUCGCACUAGAAACAAAACAGAGCAUAAUAUUGAUUUUAUUUUCUUCUUGUUGAUUUCGUC